Syngnathus typhle (broad-nosed pipefish) is the source of this 1280-nucleotide messenger RNA. It is a transcript of the gene tcf21, whose product is annotated as transcription factor 21. The record is from RefSeq and is a predicted model, not a curated record. Gene Ontology annotation, biological process: regulation of transcription by RNA polymerase II; developmental process. Gene Ontology annotation, molecular function: DNA-binding transcription factor activity, RNA polymerase II-specific; protein dimerization activity; RNA polymerase II transcription regulatory region sequence-specific DNA binding. The coding region runs from base 439 to 978 and encodes 179 amino acids. Lineage: Eukaryota; Metazoa; Chordata; Actinopteri; Syngnathiformes; Syngnathidae. The transcript is spliced from 2 exons.
CUUACGUGCACGUUCUGUUCAAAAAAUGUGAAUCAUUUUCUCAAUCCAAGCACUAUGCAACUUACUAAAAGAGAAGGCCCCCAAAAUCUCAUCUAAGAGUCUUCGGUGAUUUCCCUUUGGUGAUGGUGCCAUGAGCUUUUUUUUUUUCCCAUGGUGAAAUAUGAGCACUAAACAACGUCGGAUAUCCGGGCCAGCGCAUUUUUGUGAGCGUCCAAUAAAAAGUCAAGCGUUUGGGAGGUCCGUGCAGUUUUGUUUUUUUUUCCUUCCUCUCCUCCCAUCCGUGCAGGCCGCCGCCCUCGCGCUGCUCACGGAGAUAAAACAAAGUGAGCGGCGACGCUGUCCGCCACUCAUGAGCGCAGCCAGGCAGCCCCCGGGAGCUGACGUCCAUAAGCCGGCCUUCUCCGCAUACCAGCGCCAGCGCCACCCGUCCGUCCCGCCAUGUCCACGGGUUCCCUAAGCGACGUGGACGACGAGCUGCUACUGGACGGCCUGCUCAAGUUGACCUCGGCCGACAGCGCCGAGGACAGCUCCAACGGCGAGGGCCGGGCCGUUGACACCGCCGCGCCGCGUACCAAGCGGCGCAGGACUGCGUCGCGCAAGGCCGCGUCCCGCAAGUCCUGCGUGGGAGAGGAAGGCGGCGGCGGCGACGGCGUCCAACGGGAGGGCAAACAGGUGCAGAGGAAUGCGGCCAACGCGCGCGAGAGGGCCCGGAUGCGCGUGCUGUCCAAGGCCUUCUCGCGGCUCAAGACGUCCCUGCCGUGGGUGCCGGCCGACACCAAACUGUCCAAGUUGGACACUUUGCGCCUGGCGUCCAGCUACAUCGCGCACCUGCGGCAGGUGCUGGCCAACGACAAGUACGAGAGCGGAUACGUCCAUCCCGUCAAUCUGACGUGGCCCUUCAUGGUUGCCGGCAAGCCUGAAAACGAGUUGAAGGAAAUGUUGAGCUCGGCGCGCUUAUGCGGCCCCACCGCAUCCUGACCAAAACACACUUUGGAUACCCCCCCGUCUCAUCUCCGCAGACUUUUCGAGUGGGAAUAACGGAGGGCUGCUUGGAGGGAAGAAGGCACGCGUGCCCUCCUCCUCCUUUCGUUCCCGUAACAAGAAACUAUUUAAGUGCUUUUUUUUUUUACGUCACUCUUUAUUGUCUUUGCUGGCCCAAAGACAAAUUGGCAUUCUCCUUGGCAUCAUAUGUACUCUGCAUCAACAUUUUUUUUUUUUUACGUCUCUGAAAUUGUACAGAUGCUCUAAAUAUACAAUCUCUAUUUGUAUCUAUCACUUGA